Molecule: messenger RNA, 1165 nt
Organism: Cynocephalus volans (Philippine flying lemur)
Lineage: Eukaryota; Metazoa; Chordata; Mammalia; Dermoptera; Cynocephalidae
Gene: TCEAL8
Product: transcription elongation factor A like 8
Exons: 3
Coding region: 201-551 (116 amino acids)
Source: RefSeq, a predicted model, not a curated record
CAGAAGUCCUUACAGUCCAGGGCCUGUUUCCCUGUGGCAGCUCCCUAUUGCUGGAGCAGGAGAAAAGUGCUCCGGAUCCUGCCAGGACUCUUGGUCUUUUGGGUGCGACACAAAUCGAGGUGAGGGAAGAGGGAGGAAAAUCCCCUGGAUCCCUGCAGGAUUACUUUAUUCAAAAAAAGAAAUAAUAAAAAAUACUCAACAUGCAAAAGUCUUGUGAAGAAAAUGAAGGAAAACCACAGAACAUGCAAAAGGCUGAGGAAGACCGCCCUUCAGAAGAUGUACCACAGGAGGCAGAAGGAAAUCCUCAGCCUUCCGAAGGUGUAAGCCAGGAAGCAGAAGGAAACCUUAGCGAAGGGCAGACUCAACCUGGCCAGGGAUUUAAAGAGGACACUCCCGUUAGGCAUUUGGACCCUGAAGAAAUGAUAAGAGGAGUAGAUGAGUUGGAAAGGCUUAGGGAAGAGAUAAGAAGAGUAAGAAACAAGUUUGUGCUAAUGCAUUGGAAGCAAAGACAUUCACGCAGCCGUCCUUAUCCUGUGUGCUUCAGGCCUUGAAUCCUUUUUGGUCUGAUAUUAAAAUCUGGCCCCUGCUUUCUUUCUGUUAGCAUUUUCUAAUGUAUCUUUGACCUUCACUUUACUUUUAAUCAUCUGGUGCAAUUUUGUUUUAGGUAGUUUCCUUGUUACCAGCAUCUCAUUGGAUUUUGGAUUUUGGAUUUUGACCCAUUUUCCAGGUUUAUUUUUCAUUCAAGAAAUUUCACACAUAUGCAUGGAAAUAUGUUCAUUCCGUAUUGUAAAGUAAAACAUAACAGGUUGUAAAGCAGCAUAUUUAGUAUCAGCUCACAUAUGUAGGAUAAAAUUUCAAACUGUGUGUGUGUGCGUGUGUGUAUACAUACACACAUAUAUCAAAAACUUAAUCGUGCUUAUGUCUGUGUGAAGUUUGUUUAUAUUCUGUUGCUUUUCGCUUAUAUGUAUUUUUUAAUGAACAGGUGUCUCACACACAAAAAAAAGAAUUGUUUUUUUUUUUUUUAAUGAGUCAAUUUGCAACCAGCUUAUAAGGGCAACGGGGGCACCUAAACUCUUGAUGAAUGAACUAUUAAAAAGUAAUGUAAACCUCAAAUUACCUCUGGAUCUCUUAGCCAGAGGAAUAAAACUGGCAAUUGUUGCAGAUA